Molecule: messenger RNA, 2277 nt
Organism: Castor canadensis (American beaver)
Lineage: Eukaryota; Metazoa; Chordata; Mammalia; Rodentia; Castoridae
Gene: Gpr149
Product: G protein-coupled receptor 149
Biological process (GO): neuropeptide signaling pathway
Cellular component (GO): neuron projection; plasma membrane
Molecular function (GO): G protein-coupled receptor activity; neuropeptide binding
Source: RefSeq, a predicted model, not a curated record
UUGCUAGGAGAAUGACAUCUGAUUUGCAAUGGUCAUGUUUUUUUUUGAGAAACUUCAGAUUCAUUGAGAAGGAAAAUUAAAUAUUGACUAAGGACAAUGUCUUUUUUUCUCGGUAACUUAACAAAUGACUCUAACCUGUGGAAAGUAAGAUACAAUUCUACGGACCUUAUCAAUUCUCCAGGAACCUUGAAUAUCUAUCUUUUUUGCCUAACGAGUUUAAUGACUCUUGCAGCCCUGGCGGGCAGCAUUUUUUCACUAGUUUCCCUGCUGAAAAUGCAGAACAAAACUGUUGUGUCCAUGCUUGUGGCUUCUUGGUCUGUGGAUGAUCUCAUGAGCGUACUCUCAGUGACCAUCUUCAUGUUUUUGCAGUGGCCAAAAGAGAUCCCCGGCUAUUUCCAGUCUCUGUGCACCACCUCGGCUCUAUUGUACUUAUGCCAGGGACUCUCGAGCAAUUUGAAGGCGACGCUCCUAGUCUCCUACAACUUUUGCACGCUGCCCAGGGCUGCGGGGAGUCAGGCGGCCUCCAGGAGGUCUGGCCGGGUUUUCGGCGCGGCGCUGACAGUGUGGGCAGCCAGCCUGCUGCUCGCCGCGCUCCCGCUGUGCGGCUGGGGCGCCUUCGUGCGCACGCCCUGGGGCUGCCUGGCCGACUGCUCCAGCUCCUACGUGCUGCUGCCUUUCGCCGUCUACACCUCGGCCUUCGCACUCCUGGCCGGCCUCUCGGUCCCGCUCACUCACCAGCUGCUGUGCUCGGAAGAACCGCCGAGAGUCCAUGCGAACUACCAGGAAAUUUCCCGCGGAGCCUCCACUCCCGGGACCCCUGGCACCGGGGGACGAGAGCUCAGCCCGUCUCCCGAGGAUGCUCCGGGCGGCGCUUGGCGGUGCGCUGGGGUUCAAUCACCCAGCUCCGACCCUAGCUUCGGACCCGCCCUGCGCGCUGCCUGCGUGGCACCAAGAGGGACCCUGUACCGCUCCAGGAGCUGGGCCGUGAGCGUAGCGCAGAGGCGCUUCGCUCUCAUCCUAGCGCUGACAAAAGCCAUCCUUUGGCUGCCCAUGAUGAUCCAUAUGGUGGUCAAGCACGUGGUGGGAUUUCAGAGCUCUCCCGUGGAGACAUUCAGCUUUCUACUAACCCUGCUGGCCACCACUGUCACCCCAGUGUUUGUUCUGUCCAAACGCUGGACCCACCUGCCCUGUGGCUGCAUCAUCAACUGCAGGCAGAGUGCCUACUCAGUGGCAUCAGAUGGGGAAAAAACCAAGAGGAAAGGCUUUGAAUUCAAUCUAUCAUUCCAACAAAGUUUUGGAAUUUAUAAAAUAGCACAUGAAGAUUACUAUGAUGAUGAUGGAAAUUCCAUAUCCUACCACGACCUGGUGAACCAUGAGUGUGAAGUUAUAAGAGACUCCCAGAGAGAUAACCAUAACAUCUUCAGUGCCAUAAAAGUAGAAAUCAGCACCAGGCCUUCUCUGGACAGCGCCACACUGACAGGCAUCAACAAAGGCACCAACACUGAUAUCACAGAGGCUAAACAGGAUCCUGGCAAGGAAAAGGGUGCAUUUUCCGACAAAACAGGAAGUGGUCUUAACUAUGAAGAAACUGUCUGUUUUGAAAGUCCAGAAAGAAGACUAUCUCAUGAGGAAAAUCAGAAACCAGACCUUUCAGACUGGGAGUGGUGUAGGAGUAAAUCAGAAAGAACCCCACGUCAGCGUUCUGGUGGUGGGCUUGCCAUUCCUUUGUGCGCCUUCCAGGGGACCGUGUCUCUCCAUGCGCCUACUGGGAAAACCCUCUCUCUUUCUACCUACGAGGUCAGCGCAGAAGGGCAAAAAAUAACUCCAGCCUCUAAGAAAAUAGAAGUCUAUCGAUCUAAAAGUGUUGGCCAUGAACCAAACUCAGAGGAUUGUCGUCCUACAUUUGCAGACACCAGUGUCAAGAUACACUUGGAGGUUCUUGAAAUUUGUGAUAAUGAAGAGGCCUUGGACACUGUGUCAAUCAUUAGCAACAUCAGCCAGUCCUCCACCCAAGUCAGGUCUCCCUCACUACGCUACUCAAGGAAAGAGAACAGAUUUGUUUCAUGUGAUUUAGGGGAAACAGCCUCAUACUCCCUCUUUUUACCCACAAGUAAUCCUGAUGGUGAUAUCAACAUCUCCAUUCCAGACACUGUGGAAGCACACAGACAGAACAGUAAGAGGCAACAUCAAGAGAGGGAUGGCUAUGAGGAAGAAAUCCAGCUGUUAAAUAAAGCUUACAGAAAAAGAGAGGAAGAAAGCCAGGGGUCAACUGGUUGA